Messenger RNA from Apiotrichum porosum, 1824 nucleotides. RefSeq lists its product as uncharacterized. The record is from RefSeq and is a predicted model, not a curated record. Gene Ontology annotation, cellular component: small-subunit processome; nucleolus; Noc4p-Nop14p complex. The transcript has a single exon. Gene Ontology annotation, biological process: ribosome biogenesis. NCBI's taxonomy places the organism in Eukaryota, Fungi, Basidiomycota, Tremellomycetes, Trichosporonales, Trichosporonaceae. Bases 1 to 1824 code for a protein of 607 amino acids.
AUGCCGUCGCCGCUCGUCCAGGUGCAGCAGCUCGAAAAGGCUCUGACAGACAAGCCCGCGGACCCCAACCCUCUCGUCCCGCUCCUCACCCUCGCCCGCCACUCCUCCCCCGAGGUCGUCCACAAGGCAACAUGGGCGCUGUACCGUGUCUUUGGCGCACUCAUCGCAGCUGGCCGUGUCGGCGGCAUCACCGGUGAUGCUCGCGCUAGCGCCCAGACUCCCGACUCUUCGUCUGCCUCCAGCUCUGCUGGCGCUCGUGAAGUCAAGGGCUGGGUGCGUGACCGUUUCCUCGAGUAUGCGGACCUCCUCGGCAGCCUUCUCCACGACUCGGAGUCCAGCCUGCGCUCUUCGGGCCUCAAGCUCAUGUUCGCUCUUCUCCCUCCCCUCUCUGCCGCCAGCGGUGUCCCUUACCACUCGGCCUACUUCCGCCUGAUCCUCCGUCACCUCCUCUCUCCCACCAAGUCGCUGCGCGGCGCACGUCCCGCUGCCGGCUCGUCUGCCUCGGGCACGCGCUGGGCCACCGUCGCCGCCAACCAGGAAGGCGAGGCCGGCGUUCUCCCUGCUGACGUUGCUGCCGAGGUCGUGGAGGAGUACUGGGCCAAGUACGACGACCUCCGUCUGUUCUUCUUCCGCGAGACGGCGGCUGCUAUUGCUGCUCAGGACGUCCACCCGACCAACCUCCUCAUCAUGGUUGCGCCUCUCACCAACCUGCCCAAGGUCGCCGACGACCUCAACGCCUUUUUCAUCCCUCACAUUGCUGAGCCUCCCGCAUCUGGCAAAUCCGCGAACAAGAAGGCCAAGACUUCGCGUUCGAGCAAGAAGGCCAAGCGCGAGGCAGAGGAGCUUCCGGAGUGGAUGGCGACGUACGAGUCGGACGAGGAGGAUGAGGACGACGUGAUUGUGGGCGGCAAGCGCACGCGUACCACCGCCCUGGGCACUCACGCUGCCGUUCACUCGAUCAAGGCUCACAUUGACGCCUACACUGCCGUCUGGGAGGGUCUCCUCUCGCGUGUCCCUCUCGAUGUGGCUUGGACUCGCCGUAUCCUGGCCUCGCUGCACGGUGAGCGCGGUAUCCUCGCUCACUGGGCUGCCGCCCGCCGCGUGCGCCUCGCCGACUGGCUGGGCAACACUGUUGACGGUGGAGGCGCCAACGCCAUGCUCGCCAUGAACGGUCUCUUCGUCCUCAUGACACAGUACAACCUCGACUACCCCAACUUCUACGAGCGUCUGUAUGCCCUCCUGGACGCCAACGUCCUGCACGCUCGCUACCGUGCGCGUUUCUUCCGUCUGCUCGACACUUUCCUCCGCUCGCCCUUGCUCUCUGCUGCGCUCGUGGCAAGCUUUAUCAAGCGCCUCGCACGUCUCAGCCUCGGCGCGCCACCUGCCGGCGCCAUCCUGGUCAUUCCAUUCGUGUACAACCUCUUCAAGCGCCACCCCGGCACCAUGGUCAUGCUCCAGCGCCUGCCGGACGAGAUGGAGGAGGGCGACCCGUACGACAACACCGAGCCCAAGCCCAUGGCCACGCACGCGAUCGACUCGUCCGUCUGGGAACUGGCCGCUCUCCAGAACCACUACCUCGCCUCCAUUCAGACCCUGGCCAAGGUCUUCACCGAGCAGUUUACAAAGCCAGAGUUCAACCUCGAAGACUUCCUCGACCACGGAUACGGCACGCUCUUUGAGACCGAGGCCGCGCGCAAGAUUAAGAAUGCGCCCAGCCUCGCCGUCGCCCUCGAGCUCGGCCAGGCAAGCGACAUUCCGCCCCUCUUCCCGGCGCGCGGCGCCACCUCGGAGCGCGAUGCCGUCAGCCAGCUGUGGGCUUUCUGA